UUCAGAUUUAUUGUCUCAAGUGUCACAUUCUUGUUUGUCUUUUUUUUUUUUUUUUUAUUCUUUCCUUUCUCUCCAUUUUCUUAAUGUUGUAUACAAGAAAAUACAAUUAUAUUUCAAAGGCACUGUGUGUGUGUGUGUGUGUGUGUGUGUGUGUGUGUGUGUGUGUGUGUGUGUGUGUGUGUGUGUGUGUGUGUGUGUGUGUACUAACAGUGUGUACAUGCAUUCUUAUAUGAAUACUUGAUAUGCUCGUUAGUUUAUGAAGAUCUUGAAUUAUUUUUAUCUGAUUUUUCCUAAGUCACACAUGGAACUCGUCAGUUACAAUGGUGAUCUACUGGGUGAAGAAUGAAGUGUUACUUAAGUCAUUGUUUCCACUGGCUUUCCAGCAGUUUGUUGGAAGCUGGAGUAUAUGUUAUCUAGAGGGAGCAACUUGCACAACACAGUGGGCCAACUCAAAGAUAUUUAUUUUUAUCUUAUUAGAGAUGACUAGUUGCCUGUGAAUGAUUCCCUGGUACCUCUCAGUGAUCAUUAGCAAUUAUAUGUAAAAAAAAUAUUCUUAUAAUGAGGAUAAGAAAGGCUUCUAGGUUAGUAGUUGAGAUCUCAUACCAGACUGUAGGCUGUUGUGGCAGUGGCUGAAUAUAUACUAUAGAAAAUAUUUUUUGUCAACCUGAAAUUUAUAUUGUCUGCAUUUGACAUACCAUAAAAAAUAUUGCUUUUGUCAACAUAUACCUGUACUUCACUAUUUAUGAUGUGCAGUAAGUAUUGUGACUGCAUGAGAAUUACAUUAAUUGUUGCUAAAGUGCCUUGUACAAUAUACAUACUUGAGUUGUUAACAUUGAAGCAGUGACAAAUUUGACACUAACAGAAAGCAACAUAAAAUGGUGGUUAUUUAACAGCUUUGAUAGGUGUUGCAUUCUUGCCCUGAAAGAUUUUCAACACUGGCUGAGAAUUCAUACCUAAAAUGUUUUAUGCAAUAUUGUUGUGUUGUGUUUGUUGUUCCAUGAAGGAGAGGAAAAGAGUGCAUAGUUGUUAUUACUAUGCAAGAAGGGAAGAAUAUAGAACAUGUCUUGUUAUUUAAUAACAGCAUCAGAUAAUAGUUUGAGCAUUUGUGCAAAUAUUAUCAGGAAGACUUCCACCACAAAUAUGUUAUACUUACCAUGUAAUUGUUUUUCUUGCCAUGCAUAAUGGAAACAUUGCUAUGUUUUCAUACUACAUUGUCUUUAAAUUUUAGCAAGCCUGAUUUUUGCAGUGAAGAAAUUUUUAAAGAUAUGUAAACAGGUAAAUUAUAUUUAUUUUUCUGAAACAUCCAUCUUAUUUGGUCUUUGAUUGGAUGACAUGAAUUACAGAAUUGCUCUUUAUUUAUAGCUUGCCACUUUGUUGUGCAAACAAUAGAUAUUUGCAAAUUGAUUACACUGUUCUUGCAUUACUUUUGUGCAAUUUUUCCAUCCACUAGUUAUGAGGAAUUGCAGCCCCCAUUAAGCUGGGAAUGGCAAGAUAAAUGGUAGUUAUUGAAUUGUCAAAAUUUUUUUACCGAAAAAUAGUUUUCAGAAAUAUACAGGUAGAGGUUCAAACAACACUUGUUCAGGCGAAAUGUCAUUAUAAAACACAUGAUUCAUGAUAUAUUAAACAAUUUCUAGCCUUGGAUUCUUUUCUAGUCAUGCAGAUUUGAUUUUUCAAAAUAACUCUUGUUAUAGAUCUCUGUCCCACACAUAAGAACUUCAGUGUUGGAUUGCAGUAUUGUAAUAGCAUCAUAUUGCAGGUUUGUUUGCAAACCCAGUGUAUAGUCUGUAAUGAUUUACAGCAUCAGUAAUUUUUCUUAAUUAAUUUGAUUUACUGUAUAUGGAAGUUUUAGGCCUCUAAAUAAACAUGUCUGAUAGUGUUGUUAUGUUAGGCUCUCAUCAGCUAUUGUUGACUUAUAGCUACAUUAAUUUAUAAUUUCAUGCAACUGGACAUGCAACUGCCACACACAAAUGUUUUGAACAAUUUCUGUUUAUUUAUAUUGAUAUACCAGGCUGAUGUCCCUGCAUAUGGGAUAGCUGGGAUAAUAUACAAAUCUAGAAAAGUUAUAAAUUCAAGCGUUAACCAGUGUUUACAAGGGAACUUGAAAAUUUGAUACAGUUUGAACUUCUCUUGAAUAUAUUCUCUAGAAAUAUUACAAGAGAAUAGAUGCACCAGAUGUCUAUAUUUAUUCCAUUUUUUUAUUCACUCUGUAUUCACUAAUCUUCUUAUUCUCCUCUUACCUUGUUCUCUUAUACUUUUUGCACAUCCAUUUUUUUUAUUCACUCUGUAUUCACUAAUCCUCUUAUUCUCCUCUUACCUUGUUCUCUUAUACUUUUUGCACAUACUGUGUUCAUCAUACUCUAAUACACUUUCUUAGUUGUCUUACUGUAUUGUAUUCUUUUUAUGUGGCCAGACCUCAGACUGCUGUGCUUGAUCCCUUCAACCACUUGAUGCUUAAUUUCUUUUGACUAAAAGAAAAGAAGUCUGGUAUAUUCUACAGUCUCCUUCCUGGAAUGUGAAGAAAAAAUAAAAAAACGAGAUCACUGUACAAGCUAGUAUAAGUGACAUAUGGUGUAUCAUGUGCUAAGUGUUCUACUGCAUCAGUACUUAGCAAGUGACUUCUCAUUUGAGGGACAACAUGCCCUUUACUCAGCUGAGGCACAUUCAAGAUCUGAAGAAGGAAAAUUGGAGAUGCCAGAUGAGGGAGACCUACGCGCCGUGGUAAGGACGGCUUUGACCGAGGUGCGGGAGAGGGUGAGGGCAGAACUCCAAGCUCAGCGCAGCAACAUUCGGGACGACGGGGUAGCAGGACACCAAAGACAUCCUGUCCUUCUCAGGAAUGUCAUCCCGUGUUCCCCUGUCCCUGUGUGGAUGCUGCCUGAGGGCGUUGAGACAGAUGUGACAGGCAGCUGGGUAAGCCACACACUGGCUUCUCUGCUGCAGGAGGUGGCAAGGGAGUCUCCUUACGACGCUCCACAGACGCCCAAUGAACACAGCGUGGUGGUGGUUAGCGCGCUGCUGGACCACACCUGGCAGCGCCUCAACACAGGUCACUGGAAGGAGGUUUCCCUCACGUGGCGACUGGUGUUCACGUGGGGCAGCAUCGCUUUGGUGGGUAUGCUACUGCAACGGCUUCAUUGUGGCUUACUUCAUUCUGCUACUCCCGCUCCCUCUCUGUUGGAGGAGGUGGGGGGAGUGAUACGGGCCUGUGACCGAGGACUGCUGAUGGGUGCCACCGUAGAGCACAGUCCUCUCCAUUCCGCUGCAGCCACUCUAAAUCCCUUCGCCCGCCUAGCUGCCGUGGGGAGACAUGCUGACACCGAGACUGACGAGUCGCCUGUCAUACAGGAAGAUUCGGCCAUCGUCAGCCGGCCGCUGGCUGUCGCCACAUGUCCUGCUUUGGACCGAUUCCUUCUGCGCUACAUGGAGGACGGUGUACCGGUGAAGCUACUAGGCGUAGUGUCGCACUGGCCUGCCCUCAAGAGAUGGAGCUUAUUUUACUUCCGAAAAGUGGCCGGUGCGCGGACCGUGCCUGUAGAGGUGGGUGCACGCUACACAGACAGCAGCUGGUAUCAACGGCUUAUGACGCUAGACGAGUAUUUCACUGAGUAUGUGGCGAGGUGCGGCGAUGAAGGGCGACCCACUGGCUACCUGGCUCAGCACCACUUGCUGGAUCAAGUCCCACAGCUAAUGGAGGACAUUGUGGUGCCGGAUUAUUGUCACUUGGGGCAGCAGCCGCCCCGCAUCAAUGCCUGGAUAGGACCUCGUGGAACCGUCAGUCCACUGCAUCAUGACCCUGACCACAACAUCCUCGUGCAGGUCGUGGGCUACAAGUAUAUUCGCCUGUAUGGGGAGGACCAGAGCCAUCUACUGUAUGCCCACCCUGACCCACUGCUCAGUAACACCUCCCAAGCUGACGUGGAAGGCCCGGCAGACAUGUGGCCUAUGCUGCAGCAGGCGGAAUACAGCGAUCUGAUCCUAGGGCCUGGCGAGGCGCUUUACAUUCCCCCUCGUUGCUGGCACUACAUCCGCUCCCUCUCCACCUCCUUCUCAGUUUCAUUCUGGUGGGGGUAGCUUUAAAAUCUUCCCCUCAUCCUGUUCGUACGCUCCUUUCAGUCUUCAUCUCAGCCUUUGUCUGCUGACUCACUGGUGGUACUCACAUAUUGCGGGGUUUCUGGCGUCACUGUACAAAGAACUGCAUGUCUGUACGGACAUGUAGUCGUGCUCCGAGGUUUUCAGGUCUCUUUUCAGCAAAGCUUUUCAGCAAAGCCAAUACCUCCAGAAGCCAAGUCUGCAGGAUUAUAUAUAUAUAUAUAUAUAUAUAUAUAUAUAUAUAUAUAUAUAUAUAUAUAUAUAUAUAUAUAUAUAUAUAUAUAUAUAUAUAUAUAUAUAUAUAUAUAUAUAUAUAUAUAUAUAUUGUAAGAUUAUAGUCGGUUUUCAGAUUUCCCAAAUUGUCAAGAAUAAUAAGUAAAUAGAACUUAAGAAUAAAUAAAUAGAUACAGUUCGACAAAUUUUGUAGCACUUUCUCCACAAUAUAUCAAGCUGUUAUAAAUGUGACAAAAAUAUGUUCUAUACUUUCCCUUGUUGUGAUAACGCUUGGUAUUUGCGUUGCGCACGUCCCACUUUGAAAAACAAGGCAACGUCGCCCGACAACCCAAACCUGUUAUGUAACUUAGGAACACCGCCCGCUCCCCCAGCCUCUCCCCAGCCGGGCCGGUCUGCGUGUGCUCUCUCUCUCUCUCUCUCUCUCUCUCUCUCUCUCUCGUCACGACUCGACUCGUUCCCUGCGCCCCAAACCCCAUCCACUCGCAACCAGCACCCCUUCCCGCCCUCCACCUCCUCCCAGUCCUAUAUACCUCAACCGCUCUCCCUCUCCCUCCCCCGCGUCUCAUAGCCGAGUCCGACGCCAACUGCGACUCAGUGUUGGUCUGCUAGCGGGGAGUGUAGGAGUGUUGUUGUUGCCUCUCCAGGUGUUGCUCUUGGCAUCUGCCCACCCCUAUCACACAGCAAGUUUAGUGACAACUGAUGAAAGAUUCUACAGUGAGAAAGAAAAAGUCGCCUUGAAGAGACUCGUCUAUAUUUGAUACAACAAUCUUGGAAUGAUAAGUAAUGGAAAGUGUGCCAUACUGACAGAGAGAGAGAGAGAGAGAGAGAGAGAGAGAGAGAGAGAGAGGAGUUGUGUAAGUAGUGUCACAGGUGUUGAUGCAGUGACUGCCGGAAUGUGCUGCCUCUGGAUGGGAACAAGCUCCAUCAGAAAUUGAAAAAAGUGUUAUAGUUAUGACAGAAUAACUUUCUAGGUAGAAAUUUGGUAUAAGUAGAAAUAUAAAGAGAAAGUGACAGCGGUUGUUGCUAUAAUGAUACAAGUUAAGCAGGUAAAUAGUUAUGUGGAGGCUGAUGGCAUAGAAAUAGAAUCAGUGUGUGUGUACGAGUGACUAAGCGCGUGUGCCAAUUCUAUAUUUAACUAAGAAUUUAUGUUUUGUAUAUGGAUACCUGCCUAAAAAUGGUUAGCAACGCUUACUCGCAUAUAAGACGCGUGAGUUGCGUCCCCUACAUUGUCUAAUUUGACAUAAUUUAGCCAGGCGCCGUAGUGUGGUGGAGAAUGAACAGGUGUGAUAGUCAUGUCAUGGGGUAUACCGUGUGCAUGCUAACGCUACAUUAAGCGAUCGAGGCUGGUGGAGCUACAUCGUGCAGGAUUGGACUCCAACUGCAGUGCUGUUUAUCACUAUAUUUAUGUGUUCACUAGAUCCUGUCCGUUGAUAUGUGUACGCGGCUAGAUAAAACUAAAUAGAAGACUGCUGAGGCCAAGCUACGCGAUGUGUGUUUUAUGAGAGAGAGAGAGAGAGAGAGAGAGAGAGAGAGAGAGAGAGAGAGAGAGAGAGAGAGAGAGAGAGAGA
Messenger RNA from Scylla paramamosain (green mud crab), 5891 nucleotides. RefSeq names its product bifunctional peptidase and arginyl-hydroxylase JMJD5-like. Bases 2566 to 4071 code for a protein of 501 amino acids. Gene Ontology annotation, biological process: SCF-dependent proteasomal ubiquitin-dependent protein catabolic process. Lineage: Eukaryota; Metazoa; Arthropoda; Malacostraca; Decapoda; Portunidae. The record is from RefSeq and is a predicted model, not a curated record. The transcript has 6 exons. Gene Ontology annotation, molecular function: histone H3K36 demethylase activity; protein binding. Gene Ontology annotation, cellular component: SCF ubiquitin ligase complex; nucleus.